AUGAGUGCCCGGUUCGGUUUUAUUAAAAGCGAAUGCCUGAUACUUUUCAGUGGUGACAAGACGACAAACGGUACAUUCGCCACUCCUGGUUUCCCCGAAUCAUACCCGCCUAACACGCGUUGUACAUUUCAGUUCAGGGGAAGAUCAGAUCAGGUUGUGUGGAUCUUGUGGAAUGAUUUCUUCUUGGAAGAUCCUUUGCCACUUCACAGGUGCCUCCAUGACUACGUGGAAGUCAUCGUACUGGACUACAAAGAUGUUCAACACAUUAGCGGUCGUUAUUGUGGUAACAAGAAACCUCCCGACUUCAAAACCAUGCAGCGUUCGGUCGAUAUCAUAUUCCAGUCCUCAUUCAGCAAACAUUUCCAAGGAUUUUCAGGAACGUACAGGUUUCUUGACGAAGCCGAUGUACAGCCUUCGCCUAGCCAUUUUCCAGGAAAGGCUGAUCCACAUGGUGCUGGUUGUGGCGGAUACUCCCGCGACUCUCAUGGCGGUACUAUCCAAAGCCCCAAUUAUCCAGAAGAGUACAUUGGCGAUCUGGAAUGCAACUGGGUGAUUCGAGUCAGAUCAGACAAGCAGAUAUUCAUCAAGGUUUUGGAACUGGAACUGACGCCGAGCUUUCAGUGUGAAGAUGCGCAGCUGGAAGUGAUCGAUGGGUACGCGCAUUUCAUGCCGGGUGAAGAGGGCUCGUUGCCGCUGAGUCAGAGAAUACGCUUCUGCGGCGAAAGCAAAUACUACCGCGAGGAGGGCGAAAAGUCGUACAUGUCUGACAGGAAUCGAAUCCAAAUAAGGUACCCAUGCAACGAGUUCUAUUGCCGUGGAGGAGAGUACUGUAUCGAUGAGGGCAAAAGCAUCUGUGCCGAGCGUAAAAGGUACUGCAUCGACGCCUCUCUCAUAUGCGACGGCGUUCCAAACUGCGCUGAGUUCGAUAACAGCGACGAGGAAAACUGUUAUUCCCAAGAAAUUCUUGUCUCCGGUGUAUCAGUGUUGAUACUGUUGGUUUUAAUUGUGUUGAUUGUGGUUUACUGGCAAAGAGCUAGAAGCAGGAGACAGCUGAAGGAACUGCUUGAGGUAAGCACGAAAAGCGAGCUCCAGCAACGCCCUGUUAAUCCUAUGGAACCGAACGAACCUCUAGUCAUCUCGAAGACUUCACAAAAAAUGCUGGACACAAAUUUAUCUCAAAACGAUGUACAGGAAGUCACAAAAGUUUAUGACAACUACGAACUUGCUCCCACAUACCGCACAAUAAACCCGAAGAAGCGUUUAAUUAGGCAAAGCGACGAUCCUCCUUACCCACAAACUCUAUCCAGGAACUCUGGCAGAUAUUAUCCUUCCAAGGCGGAUAGUAAAAGUGUGGUCACCGCCACUGUCCUGUCAGGAACUAGCAUAGAUUCCAAGCCAUUCCAGCGUAGGAAAGGGGAGGACAGUCUGCUGAAACAGGAAGCGAAGUCUUUUCACUCCGGAUCUGACGAGAUCUGGCAACAAAGGGAUGACUAUGUUUUUUCGAAGAUGCUUCCAUUGCAAGAUUUUUCUCGAAAAGGCAAUAAAAUUGGUGCUGUGCAGGAAACGAGUGACAAUCGGGAUAAAUAUUCAUGCAGGUUUUUGGCCAAGUCUGCUACCAAUUCUUCCUUAGCUGCCGAAGUACCUCCUCCUGCCGCUGUGUCUACCGCUCUGUACAGCUGUCGUUCAUCCACCAGCUUCGCGAAAGCCGUGCCCACGAAAGGACAGUAUGUUGACACGUUCAUGUGCACAAGGCCUUCUCAGGUCACUAAGUCUUCGUCCUCGCAUCUGGUGAGCAGAGCGUCUUAUUCUUCAGAAUCAAGCUCGAAACCAGGGGGCCGAAUCACCUACGAAACUUUACGGCUUUCCGGUGAAUCGAAGCCUCCUUCGUCGCUGCUGACCAAACCAAAGAGAAAGUCCAUUAGGCAAAAGGUCGAAUUCAGUGAUGUUAUUACUGUUGCUUUAUCACCGUCAGAUCCAAACGACAACUACAGUUCUGAUCCGGAUGAGGAAGAAACGAAAUCCGAAGUGCUGCACAAGCGACUUAAACCCACCGUUGUCUAG
Messenger RNA from Soboliphyme baturini, 2061 nucleotides. The record is from the annotation of a GenBank genome assembly. NCBI's taxonomy places the organism in Eukaryota, Metazoa, Nematoda, Enoplea, Dioctophymatida, Soboliphymatidae.